AUGGAUGGCGUGAUCAAUUGUCCUACAACUAAAGAACUCUCAGUCGGAUCGUAUUUAUUCAAUUUAUUCAUAGGAAUUAUUGCGGCUUUUCUGGACAUAUUUGAUACCUUUCUCUGUUGUAAAAUUUUCAUAGGCCUGGUUGUAAAAUUUCUUCCGGCUUAUUAUUUCAAGCCAUACCAACGGGGUUUUUACUGUGAUGAUGAAUCUAUUCGAUAUCCGUAUCAUGAAAAUACUAUAACAGCACGUAUGCUGUUUACAUUUCUGCUCGUGACGCCACUUAUUAUGGUGAGUUUUUAUUUUAUCUCAUUUAAAUUUACUCAAAUUGUUUCUUUGGAGAGGGGAAUGAAAUUUUGCAAAAUUUCAGCUUACCACUUACUUCUAAUCCUAAUGGCAUAUAGUUCCGUAAAAACGAUGAAAUUUGUGGCUGGACGUUUGAGACCUAAUUUCAUUGCCGUUUGUCGACCAAUUAUAAGUGGAGCUGAUUUUUCAAGGUGCAAGAAUCAUACGUUCGUGAAAGAAUAUACUUGCGAAAAUCCGGCAGAAGAUGAAGUAAUGGAUGCUCGAAUGUCUUUUUAUAGUGGACAUGCUUCAUUUAUAUCUGCAUUUGUCAUAUUUUUUGUGAUCUAUCUACAAUGCAGAAUACCUCGUAAGAAUCACAUAAUUGUUAUUCGUGCUCUUUUGCAAACUGUUUUGCUUUGUGGUGGGUCAUAUAUAGCGUAUUCGCGUAUUCUUGAUGCGCAACACCAUUGGUCAGAUGUUGUUGUUGGAGUGAUUGUAGGCUCAGUUAUUGGAUAUUUCGCCGUAAGUUAUUUUUUUCUUUUUUUCAGCAUUUCGGCAGAACAUAUCGCAUUACUAAAAUUGAAUGCCUCUGGACUAAAAGAACAUGAAGCUGAGCUUGCUGUAAUGGAUUACGAAAUAGAAGGAGCGGAACCUGAUAUCAAGUAUAAGACGAGUGUAGUUCGAGUCGAGCCAACUGAACUCCGAAUUUUCGAUUAA
Messenger RNA from Dracunculus medinensis (Guinea worm), 996 nucleotides. The record is from the annotation of a GenBank genome assembly. NCBI's taxonomy places the organism in Eukaryota, Metazoa, Nematoda, Chromadorea, Rhabditida, Dracunculidae.